This is a messenger RNA of Ilex paraguariensis (yerba mate), 228 nucleotides long. Lineage: Eukaryota; Viridiplantae; Streptophyta; Magnoliopsida; Aquifoliales; Aquifoliaceae. The record is from the annotation of a GenBank genome assembly.
GCACAAGAACUAGGCGUUGUCCGCUGGGCGCUGUCUACUGGGCAUUGUCUGCUUGGCACAAGCGCUGUUACUGGGAGCUACCCGUUGGGCGCUAGGGCGUUGUCAGCUGGGAGCUGGCUAGUGCUGGUGCUGGUGCUAGUGCUGGCUGCGGACUGCAAGGAUAUGAGCAACGCCUUAGAGCAAGGGGCGACGCCAAGGCCAAUUGUGCAAAGCCCUAAGGCAGGUUGA